Aspergillus ibericus CBS 121593 is the source of this 1923-nucleotide messenger RNA. Its product is annotated as putative hydrolase. Gene Ontology annotation, biological process: carbohydrate metabolic process. Bases 1 to 1923 code for a protein of 640 amino acids. Gene Ontology annotation, molecular function: hydrolase activity, hydrolyzing O-glycosyl compounds. The record is from RefSeq and is a predicted model, not a curated record. The transcript has 8 exons. Lineage: Eukaryota; Fungi; Ascomycota; Eurotiomycetes; Eurotiales; Aspergillaceae.
AUGCAUGGGACCUUCGCCUACCUCGCCCUCUUCCUGACCUGCUCCUUCGCGAGAAGUGUUGGGAAACCACACCAAAACACUGCCCGGACGACCGUUCAAUAUGCUCAGAAGCAGCCGCCAUUGACCACACCUUGGACCGAUGAUGUCGGAACGAAUCCGUGGCCCGAGUACCCUCGUCCUCAGAUGGAACGAACUCAAUGGAAGAACCUGAACGGCAUCUGGCAGUAUCAAAGCGCAUCCAGCCUGAAUGACAGCCAAAAUGCGCCAUUCGGCCAAGAUCUCGCCCAAGAAGUCCUGAUCCCGUCAUGCCUUGAAAGUGGCCUUUCUGGUAUUCAAGGGACCAACACACUAUACUCGUGGUUCCGGACCAACUUCACCGUUCCUAGCACGUGGGAUGGGGAGAACGUGCUGCUCAACUUCGGAGCCGUGGACUAUGAAGCCACUGUGUUCAUCAACGGACAGCAAGCGGGCUUCCAUCGUGGCGGUUACUUCCAGUUCACAGUUGACAUUACACAGUAUGUCGACCUAUCGACGUCUAAUGAGAUGAUUGUUUUCGUGCAUGAUCCCACCGACAGUGACGGUUAUGUCAUCCCCAUCGGCAAGCAGCAUCUCAUCCCUUCGCAUAUCUUCUACACUCCAUGCAGCGGUAUCUGGCAGAGUGUAUGGAUUGAGACUGCUCCGGCGAACUAUGUUACACAACUGGAUCUCAGUGCUGAUAUGCACGGCCAAGUCAAUGUCACUGUCCAUAGCUCCUCCGGUAACGGCACAGCAGUCAAUAUCUCCGUUCUUGAUGGAGACGAUGUGGUUGGAUCGGCCAGCGGCAUUUCGGAUCAGCCCCUACUAUUCAAUGUGUCCGAUCCGAAGCUCUGGUCCCCAGAUUCCCCCAACCUGUACAACGUGUCAGUCACUAUGGGGCAGGAUAAGAUCUCAAGCUACACCGGAUUUCGUACCUUUUCGAAGGGAACUGUAGAUGGUGUCGUCCGGCCCCUGGUGAACGGGAACUUCACCUUCAUCUUCGGAACGCUGGAUCAGGGCUACUGGCCAGAUGGAAUCUAUACACCCCCGAAUCGUGAGGCUAUGGUUUAUGAUCUCCAGUUCCUCAAGGACCUGGGCUUCAACAUGGUCCGGAAGCAUAUAAAAGUUGAGCCCGCGCUCUGGUAUCGCGCCUGUGAUGAAAUGGGUCUCCUGGUGAUCCAGGACAUGCCAUCUCUUCGGCCGCUGGAGACCGAGACGGACGCUAACGGGGUGACUCAAACGGUGCUGCCGAACGCUGACCAGCAAAACGAAUUCGGUCGGCAGCUUGAGCUUCUCGUCAACCAGCUUAAAAGCUAUCCUAGCAUCUUCACCUGGGUGAUUUACAACGAGGGCUGGGGCCAAAUCACCAGCUACUAUCCCGAAUUUAACCUGACGUCGAUUGUGAAGCAGCUUGACCCCACCAGACUGGUUGACGCGACAUCCGGCUGGCAUGACCAUGGUGCGGGUGACUUCAGUGACAACCAUCAUUAUGCGAACCCUCAGUGUGGCACUCCUUUCUAUUCCAUCGACUCGACCCCGUAUGAUUCGAACCGGAUUGGCAUCCAAGGAGAAUUCGGAGGUCUCGGUCACAACGUCUCGAUCGACCAUCUCUGGAACAACCAAGAAGCCAUCAACAGCAUCAACCAGACCUAUGAGGUUGAUCUGGAUCUCGACGCUUGGAACUAUCGCAGCCACCUUCUGCUUUCCGAGCUCCAAGAUCAGGUCCGUCUGUAUGCCUGCAGUGCGGGUGUGUGGACUCAGACCGCGGACGUUGAGGGCGAGGUGAACGGGCUGAUGACGUACGAUCGGAGAGUCAAGCGCGUGGAUGAGAGCCAGUGGAAGGCUGACAUCCAAGGCCUGUAUGAUGCGGCGUCCAACCGGACCAAUUCUUCAUCGUCGAAGAACUGA